AAGCAAUUUACGCUGCCUCUCAAUUCUCCUAUGGCGCCCAAGAUGAUUGACGAGGACGACUUCGUUCAUACCAUAUCUGACAAUGAGUCAGUACCUGACCUCGACGACGUUCCACCUUCUCUACCCAGCAAAAAGCGCAAGCGAGCCACCGAAGACGUACAAUUGAAUGGCGCAGAAAGCAAGAAGAGCAAGAAAGACAAAAAAGGCAAGAAAGCCCGGAAAGAAACGGAUGUGCCAAGCCAGGACGAUGUUGAGGUCUAUACGCGACCUACGCCUGCUAAUGGUGCAGACGAGGAUGCAGACAUGGACUCGGAGUUUGAGUUUGUUGUCGGAGACGUUGGCGGAGACCUGCUAGAAGAUUUUGAUGGGUGGGAAAAGCGUGAUGACAAGUCCCAAAAGCAGACCACUACGGGCUUGUCUGUUGACGACAUUAUUGCGCGGAGAAAGCUCGCAAAGGAAGAGACCGGUGAAGCUAAAGCAUCUACCACGGACGCAGAUGCAGAAGAAGAUGAAGUGGAGUUUGAAGGACUUGAAGAUGAUGAUGAUGACGAGCUUCUUGCUGAGGACGGUUUCGGUAUGGGAGCUACUGGUGAGGAUGAGAGCGGUGCAGAAGAAGACUCCGAGGAUGAGGGAGACAAGGGCGGUCAGGAAGACGGUGAAGGAGAGGAAUCAGACGAUGAGUCUAUCGCUGAGCCAGUGGCUCACCCUGAUGAUCUCGCUCCUCAAGAUGAGUCUGACUCUGAGGUUGAAGAUGCCGUGGAAGCACAACGGCGUAAAGAUUUCUUCGCGCCUGAAUCAGACGACCACAAAGCUUCCACUGCCAAAAUAUCAGCUUCAUUCCAAGCUAUGUCUUUAUCGCGUCCGAUACUGAGAGGGCUGGCCUCCAUUGGCUUCGCAGAGCCGACACCAAUCCAGGCCAAGACGAUACCAGUGGCCUUGCUUGGUAAAGAUGUUGUUGGUAGUGCUGUCACUGGUUCAGGAAAGACUGCGGCUUUCAUGAUACCCAUCCUCGAACGUCUCCUCUAUCGACCGAAGAAAGUCCCAACCACGCGCGUUGCUGUAGUCAUGCCAACUCGUGAGUUGGCUGUGCAGUGCUUCAAUGUAUCUAAGAAGCUAGCGGCGUUCACAGACAUUACAUUCGCUCAGGCUGUGGGAGGUUUCAGCUUAAAGGACCAAGAAAAUGUUCUCAAGACGCGACCAGACGUCAUCAUCGCUACGCCUGGUCGAUUCAUCGAUCACGUCCGUAAUUCGCCGAGCUUUACGGUCGAAACUCUGGAAAUUCUUGUUCUCGAUGAAGCAGAUCGCAUGUUGGAAGAGGGUUUCGCCGAUGAGUUGAACGAGAUCAUCUCAUUAAUACCCAAAUCAAGACAAACCAUGCUGUUUUCUGCCACUAUGACCGAGUCCAUCGAUAACUUGAUUCGUGUCGGCCUCAACAGACCUGUCCGAUUGAUGGUCGAUGCGAAAAAGUCCACAGUAAAGGGAUUGGUUCAAGAGUUCAUCCGAUUACGACCUGGUAAAGAAGACAAGCGUCUCGCAUACCUAAUGUACUUGUGCGAGAAGGUCUAUCGGGACCGUGUCAUUAUUUUCCUGCCUCAGAAGAAGGAAGCUCAUCGUCUUCGCGUUAUAUUUGGUCUAUGUGGCAUGAAGGCCAGCGAGCUUCAUGGCAAUAUGAGUCAAGAACAGCGUAUCCAAGCCAUAGAGUCAUUCCGAUCUGGAACCUCUGCGUAUCUAUUGUGUACCGAUCUCGCUUCCCGUGGUCUCGAUAUCAAGAAUAUCUCUGUGGUUAUCAAUUACACAACUCCGCAUUCCCACGAGAUCUACCUACAUCGUGUCGGUCGUACCGCCCGUGCAGGUAGGUCUGGUCGCGCAUGUACACUUGCUGCGGAGCCAGAUCGCAAGGUCGUCCGCGCCGCUGUCAAGGCCGCUCGCACCCAAGGCGCUAUUAUUCAAUCGCGAAGCAUCCCUAAUGAAGAUGUUGAGCGCUGGUCUAAAAGGUUAGAAGAACUUGAAGAAGAUAUUGAAGCGGUACUUAAGGAGGAGAAGGAGGAGAAGAUGAUUACUAUUGCUGAGCGUGACCUCACAAAGUCAGAAAACAUGGUCAAGUACGCUGCCGAGAUCAAGGCAAGACCGAAGCGAGAGUGGUUCCAGUCUGAGAGUGAAAAGAAGACUGCGGCGGCCAAGGACGCAGCCGCUCAAGGUGGCAAGAAGCCAGGUGAAAAGAAGAAAAAGCUGAGCGGGAAAGAAAGGAAGAAGUUGGAGGAUAAGGACUUGAGACGUGAAGGCAAAGAAUGGAAGAAGACAAAGAAGGAUGUCGAGAAUGUUGGCAAGUCAGCGACGGUCAAGGGACCAAAAGGGGGUAAAGGGAAGCCAGGGUCAAAAGCGGCUGGCAAGCCAAGUGGAAGACCGAGUGGGAAGCCGAAGGGUGGUCGAAGGUAGUCAGGAGGUCCAUUAUUCCAAAGAAAUCAUCUUUUCCUCACUCGAGGACACUUCCAAUGGCUAUCGACACUGACUAAGCUGGACUGAUAUACUGGUAGUGUAGCAAAAGGUUCGCCC
Messenger RNA from Pseudovirgaria hyperparasitica, 2553 nucleotides. RefSeq names its product DEAD-domain-containing protein. Bases 31 to 2436 code for a protein of 801 amino acids. The transcript has 2 exons. The record is from RefSeq and is a predicted model, not a curated record. Lineage: Eukaryota; Fungi; Ascomycota; Dothideomycetes; Acrospermales; Acrospermaceae. Gene Ontology annotation, molecular function: nucleic acid binding; ATP binding; RNA helicase activity.